This is a messenger RNA of Cuscuta campestris, 1429 nucleotides long. The record is from the annotation of a GenBank genome assembly. Lineage: Eukaryota; Viridiplantae; Streptophyta; Magnoliopsida; Solanales; Convolvulaceae.
ACUCAAAUUAAAGAAUAAAGACCAAAUCUUCAAGGUAGGAGUGCCAAUUACACAAAGAUUGGUUUUUAGCCAUGGUUUUACUCUCCCCAAUGACUUAAGCUUGACCAUUUAGCUUGUGGAAGAGGGAACAACAUCAUCACCCCAUUCCAGUGUAUUUCCCAAGAAAUUCCCAAGACCAACUCAAAGAAAUCCAUGACUAAGACCAAGCCCAAGCAAUAGUAGUCUAGGUAGGCAAAUAAACCAUCCUCAUAGUUAAGCACAUGACAUAUAUACAUUUGUGAGAUAACAUAAACAUAUCAUGACAUCCAAGAAUUCCAUCAUCCAAAGGCUAAUCCACAGCCCUUGGUAUCCAAUAAAUCAGCCCAGGUAGAAGGUUCCAUGGUCAGCACCAGUAGAUCCCAAGCAGUAACAAAAUCCAGUAGCAAAAUCCAGUAGUAGGUGCAAUUUCAACCUGUACGCAGCACCUGUACGCCAACUAUGAGCAUCAGCAGGUCCUCCAGACAGUAGCUCAGUGGUUGCAGCAGGAGCACAGCAGCGCCAUCAUGCAACAGGUCCUCUGGUUAUUGCACAGCAACUCCAAGUUCCGUGCAGCAGCAGCUUCAAAGCAAUUCCAAAGCAGCAAAACAAACCCGAAGCAGAAAGAGACCACCAUCUCCUUUAAGUUGGAAGACCAAAAUCAGGGACCAAUGUAUGAAAGGAACGGGUAGUGGUAGACCAAACCACAGCAAACAGAAGUCACCCAGUGCAAGGGACAAGUUGGUCUGCCAGCAACAUAUGUGUGCCAUCCCAUCCCUCAAGAAGACUGAGUUCAGUAAACAAACAGCACAAUGGAGUAUGCUAUUCGAAAAUGGCAGCACUAGAGAUCAUGAUUUGCCAACAGCAGCUUUGGGUGGCUCUCCAACGAAGUAGUCUAGCCAAACCCAGUGAUGCCACAGAAAACCAUUCCACGUAGCUGGUUGUGUCCUAUUUCUCUUAACAAUACCAUUACAGCUUCAUGAACAAACACUACAAGAAAUAUGUCCUUUAAUGAGAGUAAAAGUUGUAGUUAAAGAAAGAAAAACCUUCAUUAAAAAGUUUUAAUGAGAGGAAAUUUACUCCUAGAUUCAUAAGUUAUCAAAGAAGCCUACUUAGUUUUUUGUAUAAAUUUAUGGGGGCGGGGGAUUAGAGUUUAAGUAAAAAUAUCCCUGUGUCAGUAGUAUAUAUACUUACUGGAACAUCAUUACCAAUUAAAGACAAAGAAGCAGCAUCAACCUAUUCAGUUACACCGUCAUCCAAAGUUAUCACAGAUUUGCUAGUGGUCAAAACAGCCUUCUCGGUUUCAGGAGACACCAAACAAUCCUUAGUAUUAUCAGGAGGGACAUCCACAGAAGUUAUAUCCUUGGUUGGAGUAUAGGUUCAGAAGCUUCCUUGGACCGUACUGCAAAAGUUG